AGCAGAGGAACAGAAGUGGAGACAAGAAGAAAAAUGCAAAGUGUGACUCACAGUGAAGACCAGUUGAACACAGCGAUCAGAGCAAGAGAUUAACUGAAAAAACUACGUAAAGUGAAGGAUUCUGGGAGAUAUUUAUUGUCUCUCAGAGGAUCCAUCUGGAGGUUCUGGACACCAAGGAGCAACAUGAAGAUCCUCACGGUCACCUUCUGUCUGCUACCAGCUCUUUGUUGCUCAGGAAAAAUGGAAGUGACUGGACAUGUAGGACAGGACGUCACUGUCCAGUGCUCUCACACUUUGGCACGAAGUAAUGGGAAGUACUUCUGUAAGGGACACUGUUCCAGAGAUGCUGAUGUUCUCAUUAAAACUGAAGAAGGACAAAGGAAUAAGAAGAUUGGGAGGCUCUCACUGUAUGACAAUGGAACGGGAACCUUCUGGGUGACCAUCACUGGACUGAAGAAGACGGACACUGGGACAUACUGGUGUGCAGUGAAACGGUCCAUCAUUGCAGACACUUUCACAGAGGUGUCUCUAACGGUACUCGAUGCUCCUCAUCCUGGUUCUACACCAACCGUCACCCCCACAGCUCCUCAGUCCACAGCAGCCCCACCUGAAACCACUAGAUCCAGCCAGGUUGGAGGACAGACUACAGUUUCAGAUCAAAAAAUACCUUCAGCAGAAACCACACCGUCAAGGACAAGUCUAGGAGCAAGAACUUCGGCAGAUCAGCUGCUUUUCCUCACGGGUGGUCUGGUUGCCAUGGUGAUGCUGCUGGUGCUCGCUAUGUGUGUAUUCGUCAAGCUGCGGCUCAGAUCCAGGAAGUCACAGGAGUCUGGUCCCACCUCCAGCUGGCAGCCGGCAGACACAGCUGGACCGGGGGAGAUUCCCCACACUGAGUACAACAAUACUGAAAUGAAGAAUUUGGACCAGCAGCCAGGUGGAGCCCCUGCCAUAUAUGAAGACCCUCCAGACACGCUGAAUUAUUCCUCUGUCGAAUUUCUCCGAAGUCAAGAAUGUCCAAUCUACUCCAACGUCAUCCGAACCAGAAAGGUCUGCGAAACGCCAGGAGAUGCCACCAGAAGCUCGAACUCAGUGCUAUACUCCAGUGUGAACUUACCAUCUGAUUAACAUCUUCUGCAGCUUCACCUUUUUUAUUGACUACAGUAGCAUUGAUCAACAUGAAAAACUUUUAUAUGUCAAAACAUGUUCAUGAAGUGUGAAAAAACAAGGACAAUUCAAGAAGAGUUUGGCUGGAAAGAAAGCCAGUGUGAAAAGUGUGACCACAGCAACAGGAUGAGGGAGGACCGUGGAGGACCGUGGAGGACCAUGAAUCGAGAAAGAGGCGUUUGGAGGAACCUGAUGCCAUCUCACUAUGAACACGUGAACUGCUUUUCGAGCUCCAUUUUCACAUUCAGACUGGCUGCCAUCUGGCACAAAGAGGAAAGUAGGGAAAAACCUCUCAGAUGGACCAACUUUCUGUCUCCAUGGAGCCAGGAGGAUGGUGUCACACACGGCUCUUAUUGGCGCUGGAUUUGAUCGGAGACAUUUUGUACAUUUUGUUCCUUUUUCGUUUAAUAUUUUUAUCUUCGCAAUGAUCGAGGGCUUCCUUCCUCCCCGAUCUCAGAAAGGUCAGCGUUCACUGAAGAACAGCAGUGCCGUAGAAGAUGAUAUUUCUAAACACGUCACUUGAUCGCGAAGGGAAAGAUGAGUCAAUCACUUUCCUCUGCAGGUUUCAUGCUGCUGUCCGGUAAUGUUCGUCACACCUUGUUUAAUUAACAUUCUACAUAAAUAUGGGCAAGUUUUUUCCACUUUAACCGUUCGUGCCGUGCAGGAGUCAGGCCGUUGGAAUCACAAGGGACUAGUUUGUCCGUCUUUUGCUUGCUCUGUUUCCUUACAUGUGGCUGUAAACGUCUGGAGGUCAUUUCAAUGAAAUUCCACUUUGACGCCACAAUGAUUGUUGGCACUUUGCUGCUCUUCCUUGUUGCAGAGCAUGUUGAAAUGGAGAGUUGAGACAGAAUCCACACUCUGCGCUGUGACUGGCCACGUCCCUGCCAAAGGAGGGCAAAGUCCUCCGCUAAAGUUGUCUGGAACCUGCUGAAGACUAAAUGCUGUGACAAUGGAUUCGAGAAACGGCUCCGAAGGUGGAAGGGGUGGAAACAGUGCGACAUUAACAUGCGGGCAAGACAGGGACUCGUGGUACCGGGUGUCGUCGUUUUCAUUCAGUUAAAACAAUGUUUUGUUCAAACCUUUCUCCUCUUCAUACAGGAGUUAUGAUGGACGUGGCUCUCGACAGGCUGGGUGGAAAAAAGCAGUUUACAAACACCUUCACGGGAUUAAAGUCUUUUUAUUUCCUCUUUGGGGAUGCAGUGGGUUUGG
Scleropages formosus (Asian bonytongue) is the source of this 2373-nucleotide messenger RNA. Its product is annotated as CMRF35-like molecule 5. The transcript is spliced from 7 exons. NCBI's taxonomy places the organism in Eukaryota, Metazoa, Chordata, Actinopteri, Osteoglossiformes, Osteoglossidae. Gene Ontology annotation, cellular component: plasma membrane. Bases 184 to 1125 code for a protein of 313 amino acids. Gene Ontology annotation, molecular function: transmembrane signaling receptor activity. The record is from RefSeq and is a predicted model, not a curated record.